Molecule: messenger RNA, 1343 nt
Organism: Menidia menidia (Atlantic silverside)
Lineage: Eukaryota; Metazoa; Chordata; Actinopteri; Atheriniformes; Atherinopsidae
Source: the annotation of a GenBank genome assembly
UUAAAACAAUAACAACUAAUUUUAACUAUUUUUAUUUUUUUCCUGAUCCAUUUAGCAGCACCCAUGUUACAGUUUUAUUCCGAAAAUCCUGCUUCCGCAGAGUCAAAAAGUACUUCCGGUCUGUGCGAGACAGGCGGAACAAGCGGCCCUCCUGGUGGAACAAAGGGCAAGAGAGUAUGCUAGGAGUCUGAUCCGCAUCUUCCCAGAGACCUGCAGCCAUGUCGAAACGCCCAUCCUAUGCCCCCCCUCCUCCCCCUGCCCCGACAACGCAAAUGCCUUCCACCCCAGGGUUUGUGGGCUACAACCCUUACAGCCAUCUGGCCUACAACAACCUCCGGCUGGGAGGGAGCUCCGGAGGCUCCAGCAGGAACUCUUCAGGCAUCACCGUCCCAAAGCCUCCCAAGCCUCCAGACAAGCCCCUGAUGCCGUACAUGCGGUACAGCCGGAAGGUAAGCAGGAAGGUCUGGGACCAAGUGAAGGCGUCCAAUCCGGACCUGAAGCUGUGGGAGAUCGGGAAGAUCAUCGGAGGGAUGUGGAGGGACCUGACCGACGAGGAGAAGCAGGACUACCUGAACGAGUACGAGGCCGAAAAGAUUGAGUACAACGACUCUCUGAAGGCCUACCACAACUCGCCGGCCUACCUGGCUUACGUCAACGCCAAGAACCGGGCCGAGGCGGCCAUGGAGGAGGAGAGCCGGCAGAGGCAGAGCCGGCUGGACAAAGGGGAGCCGUACAUGAGCAUCCAGCCCGCCGAAGACCCCGACGACUACGACGACGGCUUCUCGGUGAAGCACACGGCCGCCGCUCGCUUCCAGAGGAACCACCGGCUCAUCAGCGACAUCCUCAGCGAGAUCGUGGUGCCCGACGUGCGCUCGGUGGUCACCACGGCCCGCAUGCAGGUCCUGAAGAGGCAGGUCCAGUCCCUCAUGGUGCACCAGAGGAAGCUGGAGGCAGAGCUGCUGCAGAUCGAGGAUCGCCACCAGGAGAAGAAGAGGCGCUUCCUGGAGACCACGGACUCCUUCAACACCGAGCUGAAGCGGCUUUGCAGCCAGAAGGUGGAGGUGGACAUGGAGAAGCUCGCGGCCGAGAUGGCGGCGGCUGAGGAGGCGGCCAGGCGGCGGGCGGAGGAGAGGGAGCGCGAGGCGGCCGAGCAGGCGGAGAAGGCGGCGGCCCAGCAGCAGCAGCAGCAGCAGGAGGGGGGGGGGGGGGGGGGGGGGGGGGGAGGAGGAGGAAGAGGAGGCCGAAGGCAGCAAAGCCGCAGAGCAGACGGCUGCAAACAGCACCGCCAGCACCACCUCAGGGACCAAAGAGGAGGAGGAGCCCGCCCCCAUGGAGACAGGUGA